UUCAUUUGGGAUAUGGAGUGGGUGAUGGAGAUGUAAUCCUCUGCAACUAAGCUCAUUUCUUUCCAUCUCUAUUAACCGUAGAUCUCAUAUUGUUCCACUCGGCAGCAAUCCAACGAAAUCAUUCCUUCUAUUUUUGGUACAUAAUCUAAACGGAAACAUUGUUUCCGUGAUUCGUUUGUCUUUGAUUCUAGCUGUCUUCGUCCUCGUUUAUCUCGCUCUUCAACUUCAAAACUCCAAAAACAAAAACUGAAGAAACAGAAUCCCCGCUCGGAAAGUAAAAGGAACUUCCACAGAGAGAGAAAGAAACGGCGUAGUUUUAAAGAGAAAGAAAGGAGAUGACGGUCAUAGACUUGAUAACGAGAGUCGACGCGAUUUGCAAGAAAUACGAAAAGUACGAUAUCGAUAAGCAAAAAGAGGCUAACGUCACCGGUGAUGACGCUUUCGCUCGCCUUUACGGCACCGUUGAGUCCGAACUCGAUGCCGCUCUCCAGAAAUCAGAAGCUGCCGCAACGGAAAAGAAAAGGGCUGCGGCGGUUGCUAUGAAUGCGGAAAUUCGACGAACAAAAGCUCGAUUGCUUGAAGAACUCCCCAAAUUACAACGACUCGCUCUCAAAAAGGUAAAGGGGCUUUCAAGAGAAGAGCUUGAGGCUCGAAACGACUUGGUUUCUUCACUGAAAGAUAGGAUUGAAGCAAUACCAGAUGGAUCAACGACUGCAGCUCAGCAAAGCGAUGGUGGUGGUUGGGCAACUUCGACUUCUUAUGCUGCCAAUAAAAUUGACUCAUCUUCAGAUGGGGGCUUCGAAAAUGAGUACUUUCAACAAACUGAAGAGUCUGACCGCUUCAGGCAAGAGUACGAAAUGCGCCGAAUGAAACAGGAUCAAGGUUUGGAGGUUAUAGCUGAAGGUUUGGACACCCUGAAAAACAUGGCUCAUGAUAUGAAUGAGGAAUUUGACAGACAAAUGCCACUGAUGGAUGAAAUAGAUGAGAAGGUAGAUAGGGCAGCCUCAGAUCUCAAAAGCACAAAUGUGAGACUUAAGCAUACUGUUAACCAGCUGAGGUCAAGUCGCAACUUUUGCAUUGAUAUCAUUCUCUUGUGUAUAAUUCUUGGAAUCGCUGCCUAUUUAUACAAUGUGUUGAAAUGAGACAAAUCUUUCCACGAUUGUGCUCUUCCAUGCUGGUAUACGAGUUUGUAUGGAUUUUGAAUCGACCGUCCACUUUACUGGUGGUAUAUAGAUGAUCUCUGUAACUCGAGAUUUUAUACGUAUUAAUUUCGUGCGUAAUGUUGUAACAGUAAUUCCAUCUGGUUUCCUGGACGUAAUGCCCAAGGGUUUCACAUCAUACAGCUAAGUGCUACUAACAGCAUCCAUUUGGUGGCAGAUAGGCUACCCCUAUGAACCGCACAUUUUGUCGCUAGGUAUGGAAAACCAAUAAAUAAAUAAAAAAACUUGUGAAACUAUUCAAAAGUAUCUCACGCAUGCGAAUUCGAACAUAGUAACCUAUGUUGCCUAUGUUGAAGUAGAAGUCUAGAGCUGGUACAAGGAACGGACCGAACGGUAACUACUUGCUACUUUUUGUUUGUGUAGUACUGUACUUGCACUAUAAAAGCCUUUAUUUAUAUACGGCAAAUCCAAGGCUGGAAGAGCUUAAACCUA
Durio zibethinus is the source of this 1652-nucleotide messenger RNA. RefSeq names its product syntaxin-71-like. Gene Ontology annotation, biological process: intracellular protein transport; vesicle fusion. Gene Ontology annotation, cellular component: endomembrane system; SNARE complex. The record is from RefSeq and is a predicted model, not a curated record. Lineage: Eukaryota; Viridiplantae; Streptophyta; Magnoliopsida; Malvales; Malvaceae. Gene Ontology annotation, molecular function: SNARE binding; SNAP receptor activity.